AUGCUGGAUAUCAUUGUCGCGUGCUUUCGGGGACUCGGCGUCUCUCCGGUAUCGAGCGCCCUCAUCACGGCCGACGGACUGAUGGAGAGCAAGCGCGGCCUCAACGCUACAUUUGACUUGGAGGAAGUUCAGAGCGAGGAGUUCGGCAUCGAGCACGACUGCAGCUACUCGCGCAAAGACCGCUCGCAGGGCGACCUUAGAGUCCUUGACCCCGCGGCCUGGAACGUCACCCUAAACUCAUUGAGGAAGUGUGGGAAAAUGACGCCCAAGUGCCUCGGCUUGGCUAAGCUCGCCCGCAUUGCGGCGGAGAGGAAACGCAACCCCAGGACCAAGUACGACGAUGAAGCCGCCGCGUAUGGUGCUCUCGAGGUCGGCAUGCUGCUUGGCACUUAUAACCCUGCGCAAAAAGGCACAGAUCUAGCAUUCUACUGCAUCCGGCACUUAUUCCAAAACGAGAGGAUCCCAUACAGAUGCAGGCCGACCGAGGUUACAGCCAAGUUUGAUACCGUUUUGGAUUUCGCCACGGCAUUACUAAAGGAAAACGAGGCGCUGCAGCAUACGAGCGGUGGCCUGGUAUCUACACGCGAGGUACGUCUAUGA
Messenger RNA from Hirsutella rhossiliensis, 600 nucleotides. RefSeq lists its product as uncharacterized. The transcript has a single exon. Bases 1 to 600 code for a protein of 199 amino acids. Lineage: Eukaryota; Fungi; Ascomycota; Sordariomycetes; Hypocreales; Ophiocordycipitaceae. Gene Ontology annotation, molecular function: peroxidase activity. The record is from RefSeq and is a predicted model, not a curated record.